Messenger RNA from Austrofundulus limnaeus, 588 nucleotides. RefSeq names its product ladderlectin. NCBI's taxonomy places the organism in Eukaryota, Metazoa, Chordata, Actinopteri, Cyprinodontiformes, Rivulidae. Bases 1 to 441 code for a protein of 146 amino acids. The transcript has 5 exons. The record is from RefSeq and is a predicted model, not a curated record.
AUGUUCCGUACCUCCAUUGUCUGUGACCCAGGACCGUGUGUCUCCUGCUCGAAUGGAUGGACCGAAUAUGACCAAUACUGCUACCUGUUCAGGAACACUGCGAGCACCUGGAAUGAUGCUGAGGAUUUCUGCAACCUGUUUGGUGCACACCUGACCUCCAUUCAAGGACCGGAUCAGUACGCCUUCCUGAGGAGACUCAUUGUUGAAACCACAGGAACCAACACCAGAACCUGGGUCGGAGGUACCAACUUACAUGAUGAUGGUGACUGGACGUGGAUCGAUGGUACCCCAUUCACCUUCACUAACUGGGGUCCAGGAGAACCAAACAAUGCAGGUGGAAAUGAGCACUGCAUGGAUAUCAACCUGAGAGGACAAGAUUAUGUGAAUGAUGAAAACUGUGACACAAAGAGCGCCUUCAUUUGUGCUAAAAACGAGGCUUAGUUGUGUCUUUGUUGUCUGGACACGUCUGACACAAUGAUGUCACUUCCUGCAGGAGGUCAGGCCUCGAAGAUGUCUCUUCUGGAAGACAAAUGGUCAAAUCUGAUGUCAAAGUCAGAUAAUUAACAUGAAUAAAUGUGUCUUCUAAAA